Messenger RNA from Chelonia mydas (Green sea turtle), 672 nucleotides. RefSeq names its product glutathione S-transferase 3-like. The coding region runs from base 131 to 511 and encodes 126 amino acids. Gene Ontology annotation, biological process: glutathione metabolic process. Gene Ontology annotation, molecular function: glutathione transferase activity. The transcript has 6 exons. The record is from RefSeq and is a predicted model, not a curated record. Lineage: Eukaryota; Metazoa; Chordata; Testudines; Cheloniidae.
CUACAAUCUCAUAACUUGAAAGUAUAUUUCAUUUAAGAUGGAAAACAGCUGAGAGAGCCACAAGUUGGAACAGGAAAUCCAAAUCAUAGCUACAAAACCCAAGCUUUACUACUUUAAUGGAAGAGGGCGAAUGGAAACGAUAAGAUGGCUGUUAGCAACAGCUGGGGUUGAGUUUGAAGAAGCCGAAUAUUUGGAAACAAGAAAACAAUAUGAAAAGAUAAUUCAGGCUGGAUCCCUGCUGUUUCACCAAGUGCCCCUGGUAGAAAUCGAUGAGAUGAAGUUGGUGGAGACCAGAGCCAUUCUCAACUACAUUGCAGGGAAACACAACCUCUAUGGGAAGGACCUGAGGGAGAGAGCACUGAUUGAUAUGUAUGUUGAAGGAACAAUGGACCUGAAUGAAAUGCCCAGGAUUUACCCUUUCUCAUCUCCUGAGGAAAAGGAGAAGAAUUUUGCCUUCAUGAUUCAGAGUGCCACCAACAGAUAUUUCCCAGUAUAUGAGAAGAGAGAGUGAGGUGCCUUUCCUUCUGCAUGAUGACUUGGGCCCCAGUCCUGAACCAAGGAAUCAAUUCUGAAGCACUUAGAUGAGAGGAAAGUGAUCAGGAACAGUCAGCAUGGAUUCACCAAGGGAAAGUCAUGCCUGACUAAUCUAAUUGCCUUCUAUGAUGAGAUAAC